AUGGCAGCUUUUUCACCGUGUAGAGCAUCUGUCAUCUUGGUGCUCCUGCAGAUAUUUGGAUUUUCUUGCUCACUGAGGCGGACUGCAGACAGUGGUUUGGAGACUCUCAGUCCUCCUCUGGACGUGGAGCUGGAAACACUGAACUGCACAGCAGUUGCUGUCAGGUGGAGGGUGCCACGACGACACGUCACCGCUGUCCUGGGUUACCGGGUGUUCUUAACAGAGGUGAGCAACGACAGUCCAGCAGGAACGCCCAUUACACGGAAUGUCCCUGUUCGCAUUGACAUGCUGAAAGGGGUACCAUGGGAUGGACUUGCUGAAUUUAGUACGGAGGUGUCCAGUCUGAAAAACAAUACCCAGUACCAUGUGACCAUUGCAGCCUAUGGCUGGGCGGGGGAGGGACGAGCCAGUAUGCCCAGGGGCAUCACGCCAGCCUCUCAUGUUAAGUGUGAAAUCUUCAUGGACCACCCUCCUUUCCUUUUGGACUAA
Messenger RNA from Sardina pilchardus (European sardine), 489 nucleotides. Its product is annotated as pikachurin-like. NCBI's taxonomy places the organism in Eukaryota, Metazoa, Chordata, Actinopteri, Clupeiformes, Clupeidae. The record is from RefSeq and is a predicted model, not a curated record. Gene Ontology annotation, molecular function: protein binding. The coding region runs from base 1 to 489 and encodes 162 amino acids. The transcript has 6 exons.